GAGAAAAUCAAGCAACAACCGACCCACCCCGUGUCUGACAUUUCCCUCCGUUUUUAACCCCUUUUGGUUAGGAGCUUGGCUUUGCCCAAAUUUGUUUUAAUGUUUGGGAUUCAGGAAAAUAUACCAAGAGGUGGGACGACCAUGAAAGAAGAACCGCUGGGCAGUGGGAUGAACCCCGUCCGCUCCUGGAUGCACACGGCGGGGGGGCCGCCUUCCAAUCUCAGAAAAUCCAAUUUUUUCCACUUCGUCUUAGCUCUGUACGACAGGCAGGGGCAGCCCGUGGAGAUUGAGAGAACGGCUUUUGUGGACUUUGUGGAGAAAGAGAAAGAGCCAAACAAUGAAAAAACUAACAAUGGGAUUCAUUAUAAACUUCAGUUAUUGUAUAGCAAUGGAGUCCGGACGGAGCAGGACCUGUAUGUUCGCCUAAUAGACUCGAUGACCAAACAGCUCCGCAGCCGGUGCUGUGACAAGAAAAGUUGCGGCAACAGAAACGAAACACCCUCAGACCCCGUUAUCAUUGACAGAUUCUUUCUAAAGUUUUUCCUCAAGUGCAAUCAGAACUGUUUGAAGAAUGCAGGCAACCCGCGAGACAUGCGAAGAUUCCAGGUUGUUGUAUCAACAACAGUCAAUGUGGAUGGCCACGUGCUGGCUGUCUCAGACAACAUGUUUGUACACAACAAUUCCAAACACGGGAGGCGGGCUCGCCGCCUUGACCCCUCAGAAGCUACUCCGUGCAUAAAGGCCAUCAGUCCUAGUGAAGGCUGGACCACUGGUGGGGCUACUGUCAUCAUAAUCGGAGACAACUUCUUUGAUGGCUUACAAGUCGUAUUUGGGACUAUGUUGGUCUGGAGUGAGCUGAUAACGCCCCACGCCAUCAGAGUUCAAACACCACCACGGCACAUUCCAGGAGUUGUUGAAGUAACUCUCUCCUACAAAUCCAAACAGUUCUGCAAAGGUGCUCCCGGCCGAUUCGUCUACACUGCGCUUAAUGAACCCACCAUAGAUUAUGGCUUUCAGAGGUUGCAGAAAGUUAUUCCACGACAUCCAGGUGAUCCCGAAAGGUUACCAAAGGAAGUAUUACUUAAGAGAGCAGCAGACCUUGUGGAAGCCCUAUAUGGGAUGCCCCACAACAACCAGGAAAUCAUCCUGAAACGAGCGGCCGACAUCGCGGAGGCGCUGUACAGCGUGCCGCGCAACCACAACCAGAUCCCCACCCUCGCCAACACUCCUGCUCACACUGGCAUGAUGGGGGUGAACUCCUUCAGCAGCCAGCUCGCCGUCAAUGUCUCCGAAACAUCACAAGCCAACGACCAAGUAGGUUACAGUCGCAACACAAGCAGUGUUUCCCCGCGAGGAUAUGUUCCCAGCAGUACUCCUCAGCAGUCCAAUUACAACACAGUCAGCAAUAGCAUGAAUGGAUAUGGCAAUGCCGGCAUGCCCAAUCUAGGUGUACCAGGUUCCCCUGGAUUUCUUAAUGGCUCCUCAGCUAACUCUCCUUAUGGCAUGAAACAAAAGAGCGCCUUUGCUCCUGUUGUCAGGCCCCAAGCCUCUCCUCCACCAUCUUGCACCAGUGCAAAUGGAAAUGGACUUCAAGCUAUGUCUGGGCUUGUAGUCCCGCCAAUGUAA
Messenger RNA from Chaetura pelagica (chimney swift), 1626 nucleotides. It is a transcript of the gene EBF3, whose product is annotated as early B-cell factor 3. Gene Ontology annotation, molecular function: RNA polymerase II cis-regulatory region sequence-specific DNA binding; DNA-binding transcription factor activity, RNA polymerase II-specific. The coding region runs from base 100 to 1626 and encodes 508 amino acids. The record is from RefSeq and is a predicted model, not a curated record. NCBI's taxonomy places the organism in Eukaryota, Metazoa, Chordata, Aves, Apodiformes, Apodidae. The transcript has 15 exons. Gene Ontology annotation, biological process: regulation of transcription by RNA polymerase II.